AUGGAUUUUUUCAUGCAUUUUCAAGAAUGGGGUUUAUUUUUUAGUGGUUCAGGUUGGAAAUUGUUUCGUUCGGAACUAGUGAAGAUUCAAACAACAAGUCCAGAUAAUGUGUCUGCAUUACCACAAUUCAAUACAAUUAAGAAUUCUUUAUAUCGGACAAGAAAUGAAAAAUAUCCACCAUUACCGAAAUCCAUUGACGAUGUAAAACUCGAGGUAAUCGAUAAUAGUAGUCCGCGUUAUUUAUGUUUUGGAACGACCGAUGCAUUAAAAUUAUUAUGUGAUCCUGAACAUAUAUUUAUGGAUGGUACAUUCAAAUCUUGUCCAUCACCAUUUGCGCAGAUAAAAACAAAAACUCGUGCGUAUCCUUAUUCAACGAGGUUAGAAAUGUAA
Molecule: messenger RNA, 390 nt
Organism: Didymodactylos carnosus
Lineage: Eukaryota; Metazoa; Rotifera; Eurotatoria; Philodinida; Philodinidae
Source: the annotation of a GenBank genome assembly